AACGCAACGCGCAACAUGCCGCCUCGCAUAGCGCGCAGUUCCGUCCAAAGCGCCGCGGCGCCAAAGCAAAAAGGCCGCGCGCCCGGCGAGCGGAACAGCAAGAAAGCGUCCAAACGAGCGCUGAACGCUUUCGCGAUCGCCCAGUACGACAACCCCGAGAAAACCAAGAUCCGCAAAAACCGCCUCGGCGAGCUGGACCCGAGCUUCCACAAGAAACGCGCGCGCGACGACGACGGCGACUCGGACGAGGAAGACGAAGACGAAGAGGGCGCACAACGCAAAAAAGUGAAAAGGCGGGGCGGAGAUGACAGCUACGACGAGGGCAGCGACAGCGAGGGCAAUACGUGGACCAUGGGCCACGUCGACGAGGACGACGACGAGGACAUUGAUUCCGACGAGGCGUUUGGCGAGAGCGACGAGGAGCGGUUUGAGGGGUACAGUUUUCGCGGCAGCAGCAAGAAUGGGAAGAGCCUGAAGGUGAAGAGCAAGGGGAGGAUUGUCGACGAGGGAAGCGAUGUGGAUAUGGAUGAGAGUGAGGAGGAUGAUUUUGGGGACGAGGGGAUCGAUCUUGCGACGGCGCUGGACCAGUAUGAGGAGGACGAGAGGGAGGAGAAGAGGGAGAGGCAGAGGGAGAGGGAGAGGGAGAGGGAGAGGGAGAAGAAGAAGAAGAAGGAGGAGGAGGGGGAGGGGGGGCUUGGGAGUGAUAGUGAGGAGCCGAGUGAGGGCGAGGAUGUGGGCAGGGAUGGGGCGAGCGAUCUGUCGAGCGAUCUGUCGAGCGAUCAGUCGAGCGAUGAUGAAGAAGACGAGGAGGAUCGACAGGCGCAGCUGAAGGACCUGAUCUCGUCGCUCGCCACAGGAGACGAGAGCCACUCAAAGGGCAAGAGGGUUGAAGUGCAUGAGUCCGCAGCACCAGAUGAGUUCGGCGUGUCGAGAAAAGUGGAUCUGCUGAGCUUCAAGCCAAAGGCCGCAGACGAGGAGAAGAAGAGGGCACUCAAGUUGUUGCGGGACGACAAGAGCUCGAAGCGGAACGAUAUUGCGCGAAAGCUGGAUGCACCCUUGCCGAAGCGACAGCAGGACAAGCUCGACCGCGCUGCCGCCAACGCCAAAGCCAACGAGACCCUCGACCGCUGGACCGAUACCAUCAAGCAGAACCGCCGCGCUGAGCACCUCUCCUUCCCGCUGCAACACAAAGACGCCGGCAAGGCUAUGGGCGAGGACCGUCUCCUUCCCACCACAACCUCCGCACCCGCAAACGACCUCGAGACCACCAUCCAAUCCAUCCUCCAACAGAGCGGCCUUUCAAACGGCAACGACGACGAAGAGCAGAUCCAAAAGUGGGAGGUCCUGCAGACGAACAAGCUCCCCAUCGAAGAAGUCGAAAAGCGCCGAGCUCAACUACGCAUGGAGCGCGAACUCCUCUUCCGCGAAGAAGUGCGUGCCAAGCGCAUCAAGAAGAUCAAGAGCAAAGCGUACCGCCGCGUGCACCGCAAAGAGCGCGAGAGGCUGCUUGAGAAAGAGCGCGAACAGCUCAAGGCUGAUGGUGUCGAUCUCUCAGAAGAGGAACGCGAGCACAAUGACCGCCGUAGGGCAGAGGAGCGCAUGGGUGCGAAGCAUCGCGAGGGCAAGUGGGCCAAGGGCAUCAAGGCGACCGGUCGUGCGGCCUGGGACCAGGAUGCGCUGGCUGGUGUCACCGAGAUGGCGAAGCGCAACGAGGAACUGAGACGCCGUAUCGAGGGCAAGCAGGUCCACGACUCUGAUGACCAGGGCUCGGAUGUGCCUAGCGUUGGCAACGAGAGCGAGGACGAGUCAGGGUCUGAUGCUGAUGAUGAUGAGCUUCUGCAGCGCCAGCUUGGCCAGCUGGAGAACCCGUUCUCGGACAAGGGCUCGAAGCUGGGUCAGAUGGCGUUCAUGCAGAAGGCUGAGGUGGCGAAGCGCGCAGAAAACAACGCGGCGAUUGAGAGCAUGCGACGCGAAUUGGCGGGUGAGAACAGUGAAGAUGAGGUCGGGGAGAAUGCCACACGUGUUGGGCGCCGCAAGUAUGGGCCGGGCAAGGUUGUCACGACAGCUAUUCCAGUCAAGGGUAGCGAAUUUGAGGAGCAUGCUGGCUCUGAUGAGGAGGCAGAGGAAGCUGCUACGAAUGGACUGUCGAGUGGCACGCGUAAGGCCGAGAAGCCCCAGAACCCAUUCUCGACGGGUCUGUCGAACGGCACACGCAAGACACAAAAGAGUGAGCACGCAAAGGUCGACGCUGAGACCGAAACCGACGCACCGAACCCCUUCCUUGCCAAAGCCGCCAAGGCAAAGAAGAGCAAGAAAGACGCACCAGCCGAAGACGACCUCCUCCCCUUCACCGACUUUGCCUCCGAAGACGAGCAGCAACCCGCAGCCAAACCCUCUGCCAAACCCUCUGCCAAACCCUCAGCCAGACCCUCUGCACAAAAAGAGACAGUUGACGACUUCCUGCAACAGCGCAUCACUGCAGCUGAUGAUGAUGGCUGGGCCACCGUUCUCGGCGGUCAAGACGAUGAUGAAGACGAAGUCGACUCUGACGAAGGCGACGACCUCGACCUCACCGCCCUGAACCGCAACCACCUCCUCACCGCCAAAGGUUUCGCAGGCGACAACGUGGCCGCCGACUUCGCGCUCGAAAAAGCCGACACGACCAAAGACGAGGCCUCCAAAUCCACAACCGACUUCCUGCCCGGCUGGGGCUCCUGGGCCGGCGACGGCAUGACCAAAGCCGAGCGUCGGCGCAACCGGGGGUGGAAAUCCACCACCCUCACCCCCGGAAUCGACGCUACGAAGCGCAAAGAUCGCAACCUUGAGAGAGUGAUUAUUAAUGAGAAGACGGUCAAGCCGAAUAAGAAAUACUUAGCGGGCAGUCUGCCGUUUCCGUUCGAGAGUAAGGAGCAGUAUGAGAGGAGUCUUCGACAGCCGAAGGGCAGGGAGUGGACUACUAAGAAGAGUCAUCAGGAUGCGGUGCUACCGAGGGUGCUGGUUAAGGGGGGUGUUAUUGCGCCUAUGCGGAAGCCGUUGGUUUAGAUGACUGUUGUCAUUGUGUAUGGGUGUGGUGGAGUGGUCUGGGCAGAGAAUGCAUUGCACAGGCGUUUACAGGGAAAAGUUGAUAGAGUCAUGUUGCGACCCGCACAUAGCAGAGUGGGAC
Messenger RNA from Macroventuria anomochaeta, 3163 nucleotides. Its product is annotated as Utp14-domain-containing protein. The transcript has a single exon. Gene Ontology annotation, biological process: rRNA processing. Gene Ontology annotation, cellular component: nucleolus; small-subunit processome. The coding region runs from base 16 to 3042 and encodes 1008 amino acids. The record is from RefSeq and is a predicted model, not a curated record. Lineage: Eukaryota; Fungi; Ascomycota; Dothideomycetes; Pleosporales; Didymellaceae.